ACUUGCCAUAAUAACGUGUUUGCUGCUCGGUCAUUGGGUUGGGGAUCUGAAGAUUGUUGUCAGUGUUGGGACGUUCAGUGCUCCAUCCACCUCAGCAAGAUCUCAACGGGAAGAAACAAAAUGAGAUUUCAGCACCUCCUUCACAUCAUUCUUCUUUUAUGCACAAGUCUUCUGCUCAUCAGUGGACAGAAGUCAGGUAAUAGUUGGAGACGGAAAAAAAUGCAACGACGCAAUUGUUGGCACAGACGAUGCCUGCCUUUCCAUUCGAGAGUUCCCUUUCCUUAAGGCAUGUUACUGUAAGAAUUGAAGGGAUCCACAGCAGAUGAGCCAAUCCAAAGCCAAUCCUGAAU
Callorhinchus milii (elephant shark) is the source of this 350-nucleotide messenger RNA. RefSeq names its product apelin receptor early endogenous ligand (gene apela). NCBI's taxonomy places the organism in Eukaryota, Metazoa, Chordata, Chondrichthyes, Chimaeriformes, Callorhinchidae. Bases 121 to 285 code for a protein of 54 amino acids. The record is from RefSeq and is a predicted model, not a curated record. The transcript has 3 exons. Gene Ontology annotation, molecular function: apelin receptor binding. Gene Ontology annotation, biological process: heart development; apelin receptor signaling pathway.